This is a messenger RNA of Pecten maximus, 1128 nucleotides long. RefSeq names its product zinc finger C4H2 domain-containing protein-like. Bases 56 to 733 code for a protein of 225 amino acids. Lineage: Eukaryota; Metazoa; Mollusca; Bivalvia; Pectinida; Pectinidae. Gene Ontology annotation, biological process: positive regulation of neuron differentiation. The transcript has 5 exons. The record is from RefSeq and is a predicted model, not a curated record. Gene Ontology annotation, cellular component: nucleus.
UUUUCUUCAAAGGUAAUACAAGCGUUUUCGUGAUAGAGAUCUUAUUAUUUACAACAUGGACGAACGUGAAUCGGAGCUACUUUGUAAGCUUGAGAACUUGAAGGAUGUACGAUCACGAUCUAUGCAACUCGAUAAGGUUCGAUCUAGGUUACGCCAAGAAUUAGAAAUAACAGACACUGAAGAAAAGAGGCUAGAUGAGUACCGCCAGGAGAUGGAACUUCUGCUGCAGGAGAAGAUGGCGCAUGUGGAAGAGCUUCGGCUUAUACAUGCUGAUAUCAAUUUGAUGGAGACCACCAUCAAGCAGGCAGAGGAAGAGAGGAACAGAUCAUUGGAAUCUGCAAAGAAACUGUAUGAGGAAUUUCGGCCUCUGAAGGGUGAUGUUGACCAAAUGCGGUCAUCAAUUGGCAUGGACAAGUUACCAGAUCUUCAGGAUGAAGACGAGAAACUUACACCUGAGUAUUUUGAGAAGCAAAGUAAGGAUUGGGUAGCUGAGCCACCUCCAGAACCACAGCUUCCUCAGUCUCUUGCCAUCGCAGCUGCUGCAGCUCAACAGAUCCAGGUUCCACGAAACAAGCCUGCUGAGAGACAGACCUUCAGGCAACAACCUCCACCUAUGAAGGCUUGCCUAUCUUGUCACCAACAAAUCCAUAGGAAUGCACCCAUAUGUCCUCUGUGUAAAGCCAAGAGUAGAUCCCGCAAUCCAAAGAAACCCAAACGCAAACUGGAUGAAUGAUACUGUCAAAAUGUUAUUGUAAAUAUUGUAAUACAUCAUAUUGAAUUCCAGUCUUGUGGUACAGUACUAAGAUUUGUACACCAUUAUUACUACACAAGUACAUUGGUUAGAUGUUUUUUUUCCAUAUACCAGCGGUUAGUUGAGUGGUACUGGUGUGUAGUGUAUAGUUCUGAUUAUAAAAAAUCAAUGUCUCAUUAACUCCUCAGAAUAUGGUCGGGGUGGUAUUUUUGUUUGUACUCCCUAGCCGUAACGUUUUUUCUUAAAGUUUGGGUUAUCAUUUAGGGCAUCCAGUUAAAUCUUGAUUUUUAGGUCACCUGAGACAAAGUCUCAAGUGAACUUUUCUAAUCCUCUUUUGUCCGUCGUCGUCCGUCGUGCGUCCGUAAACAAUUUACAUU